Melopsittacus undulatus (budgerigar) is the source of this 2596-nucleotide messenger RNA. It is a transcript of the gene DGKI, whose product is annotated as diacylglycerol kinase iota. NCBI's taxonomy places the organism in Eukaryota, Metazoa, Chordata, Aves, Psittaciformes, Psittaculidae. The coding region runs from base 68 to 2275 and encodes 735 amino acids. Gene Ontology annotation, cellular component: nucleus. Gene Ontology annotation, biological process: regulation of synaptic transmission, glutamatergic; intracellular signal transduction; diacylglycerol metabolic process. Gene Ontology annotation, molecular function: protein binding; ATP-dependent diacylglycerol kinase activity. The record is from RefSeq and is a predicted model, not a curated record. The transcript is spliced from 27 exons.
UAAAGAGAUUGUGGCCAUCAGUUGCUCCUGGUGCAAGCUGGCGUUUCAUAACAAAGUCACCUGUUUCAUGCUACAUCACAUUGAGGAGCCAUGUUCCCUGGGGGCUCACGCUGCUGUCAUUGUGCCUCCCACCUGGAUCAUUAAGGUGAAGAAACCUCAGAACUCAUUAAAGACUUCAACACGGCGAAAGAAGAGAACAUCCUUUAAAAGGAAAGCCAGCAAAAGAGGCAAUGAAGUAAGUAUUCAAGAUAACAAAGGUCGGCCGUUUGUGAUAAAGCCUAUCUCCUCUCCUCUCAUGAAGCCACUGCUGGUUUUUGUCAAUCCAAAAAGUGGAGGGAAUCAGGGCACGAAGGUUCUCCAAAUGUUUAUGUGGUAUUUGAAUCCACGCCAGGUCUUUGAUCUCUCUCAGGAAGGGCCAAGAGAUGCGCUGGAGCUGUACAGAAAAGUGCCAAACCUGCGGAUCCUGGCCUGCGGUGGGGAUGGGACGGUAGGCUGGAUCCUUUCCAUCCUCGAUGAGCUGCAACUCAACCCCCCGCCUCCUGUGGCUGUACUUCCACUUGGCACUGGGAACGACCUUGCCCGAACUCUCAACUGGGGUGGGGGUUAUACAGAUGAGCCAGUGUCCAAGAUCCUGUGCCAUGUAGAAGAUGGGACCAUUGUCCAGCUGGACCGCUGGAAUCUCCAGGUUGAGCGCAACCCUGAUUUGCCACAGGAUGAGCUGGAGGAUGGGGCACGUAAGCUUCCUCUCAGUGUCUUCAAUAAUUACUUCAGCCUUGGAUUUGAUGCACAUGUUACACUAGAAUUCCAUGAAUCUAGAGAAGCAAAUCCAGAGAAAUUCAACAGCCGAUUUCGAAAUAAAAUGUUUUAUGCAGGGGCAGCUUUUACAGACUUUCUGCAAAGAAGCUCGAGAGAUUUAUCCAAGCAUGUUAAAGUUGUGUGUGAUGGUACAGACCUGACUCCAAAGAUCCAGGAGCUGAAGUUCCAGUGUAUAGUGUUUUUAAAUAUACCCAGGUAUUGUGCUGGCACAAUGCCCUGGGGAAACCCUGGAGAUCACAGAGAUUUUGAGCCUCAGCGCCAUGAUGAUGGCUACAUUGAAGUCAUUGGGUUCACCAUGGCCUCACUGGCUGCUCUCCAGGUGGGUGGUCAUGGAGAGAGGUUGCAUCAGUGCCGCGAGGUGACACUUUUAACAUACAAGUCUAUCCCCAUGCAAGUGGAUGGUGAACCGUGUCGAUUGGCUCCCUCACUCAUUCGGAUCUCCUUAAGGAACCAAGCCAACAUGGUGCAAAAGAGCAAGAGGAGAACAUCUAUGCCUUUGUUGAAUGAUCCUCAUUCCAUCCCAGAUCGCCUGCGGAUCAGAGUGAACAGGAUCAAUUUACAAGAAUAUGAGGGGCUACAUUAUGACAAAGAGAAACUCCGAGAAGCUUCCAUUCAGCUUUGGUUAAAGAGUUUUUUGUUUGCUUUUGAUUUUCCAGCCAUUCCUCUUGGAAUUAUAGUUGUACGAGGAGACUGUGACUUGGAGACCUGUCGUAUGUACAUUGACCGUCUACAAGAGGACCUACAGUCAGUAACUUCUACGACACAGAGAGUUCAUUACCAGGACCAGGAAAGCUCUUUUCCCAGAGUACUUUCUGUUCAGAGACUCUCUCCCAGAUGGUGCUUCCUAGAUGCAACUUCUGCUGACCGUUUUUACCGCAUUGACAGAUCUCAGGAACAUUUGCACUUUGUGACGGAAAUUUCGCAGGACGAGAUUUUUAUUCUGGACCCAGAGAUGGUAAUGUCACAGCAGGUGGGGACACCACCAGGAAUGCCUGAUCUGGUAGUGGAGCAGGCCUCUGGGUCACCGGUCUCUUCAGAAGAUCAAGCACUUUUACAGGCAGUCAUAGCUGGUGAUCUACUGAAGUUCAUAGAAUGCUGUAAAAAAGGAGCCAAUUUGUUAAUCCAAGGACCCGAUCGCUGCUCCUUGUUGCACCAUGCUGCCAAAACAGGGCACGGUGAGAUUGUGAAAUACAUCCUGGAACAUGGUCCGUCUGAAUUACUGGACAUGAUAGACAGUGAAACGGGUGAGACAGCAUUACAUAAGGCAGCCUGUCAGCGCCAUCGUGCCAUUUGCCAGCUUCUGGUGGAUGCAGGAGCCUCGCUGAGAAAGACAGACUCAAAGGGUAAGACCCCUCGUGACAGGGCUCAGCAAGCUGGUGACCCAGAUCUGGCUUCCUAUCUGGAGAGUCAACAAAACUACCAAAUGGUUUCCCAUGAGGAUCUGGAGACAGCAGUCUGAUGUCUGAAAAUGUCAAAGAGGAUCCCUGGAAAUUGCAAAGUGCACCUGAGCACUAGGGCGUCGUGUGAAGAAGAAGCUGAUGGAAUCAACGUGUCUCUCACUCUUGUGGAAAAUACCUGAGGACAUGCCACCAGUUUCUAAGGGCUACUGAGUCUUGCCACGGAACAGUUAGGUUCCAUAAGUUAGCCCAUGAUAGAUAAGGUGGGAUACUCAAAGGUCUGUGGAAUCCAUGGGCCAUGAAAACUUACCUUUAUUGCUUCCAGCAAGUAGCAUGAACUUCUCCCAUGUUCAUCUGUACAAUUUAUUUAAAAAAGAAAAAAA